AUGGAUUUUGUUGAGGGUUUGCCCAUUUCUAAGGGUUGUUUUGUCAUUAUGGUUGUGGUGGACAGAUUGUCAAAAUAUGCUCAUUUUAUGUCCUUAAAACAUCCAUUCACAGCUGCUCAAGCGGCUUUACUAUUCUUCAACAAUGUUUUUAAACUGCAUGGUUUACCUAAAACCAUUGUUUCUGAUCGUGGUUCAACAUUUACCAGUUCAUUUUGGAAGGAACUUUUCAGAUUGCAAGGGGUUAAUCUUUCUUACUCUUCAACCUAUCACCCUCAAAGUGAUGGCCAAACAGAAGCUGUCAACAAGUGCCUUGAACACUUUCUGAGGUCCCUUUCUGGUGAUAAACCAAGGUUAUGGACAGAUUGGCUUUCUUUAGCUGAGUGGUGGUAUAAUUCCACCUUUCAUACUUCCACAAAGAUGACUCCCUUCGAAGCUGUUUAUGGGACUCCUCCAAUUAGGCUUCAAGCCUAUAUUCCUGGUUUAACUGCAAAUCAGUCUGUGGACCAAUUGUUGCAAACUCGAGAGCAAAUUUUGGCAACACUUAAGUCCAAUUUAUCUCUUGCUCAAGAUCGAAUGAGCAACCCAGAUAAACUGACAUGGAGGUGUACUGAGGAUGGAAAGUUCUCUGUGAAGAGUACAUAUCAUCUUCAAGGUGAACUAGUGGACAGAAGAAGGGGUCAGUCAUCGAUCUCUAGUAGAUAUGCAGAUUUAUGGACUAAGAUUUGGAAAAUCAAAGUGUCAAAUGCUAUCAAAAAAUUUCUCUGGAGAGCCGGCCUUGAAUCCAUUCCAACAGAACAAAAUAUGUACAAAAGGAAGGUAGUGGAAUCUCCAUACUGUCCCAUUUGCUUGGCUGAACCUGAGACUGCUAUCCAUACAUUAUGGAGUUGUAGAGCUGCAAAGGAUGUAUGGGGAUCAUGCUCAAGGAGACUACAGAAGUGUGGUAUGGAGGGGUCUACUUUUCAGCAGCUCUUAACCCAGUUCUUCUCUUCAAAGCCAGCUGAGGUCCUAGAAGAAAUUGCAAUUACUGCCUAUCAUGUAUGGAAAAGAAGGAACUAUUUUGUUUUUGAAGGGAAGUUUAUUUCUCCCAUUACCAUAUGUGAUCAGUCCCUUAAUGCAUUGGAUGAUUACAAAAACUUUGUGAAGCAGCCUCCAAUCCGAAAAGCUAACAAUUCAGCAAUGAUUCAGACAUGGGAAGCCCCACCUCCAAAUACAUUCAAGGUCAACUUGGAUGCGGCCAUUGAUAAGAUUAAGUGCAAGGUGGGAGUAGGAGUGAUUAUUAGGGACUGUGAAGGUAAAGUUAUUGCUUCACUCAGAUCAUCAAGAGGGCUUUUUCUAGACGCUCAACUAGGAGAGGCAGUAGCAGUUCUUAAAGCUACCAGCUUAUGUGUUAAUUUGGAAUUACGACAAGUAGUCUUUGAAGGUGAUGCCCUCUCUAUUGUUAAAGCUGUAAAUAGCCCAGCAGAGAAAUGGUCUUCAGAUGGAAUGAUCACUCGAGAUGUUAAAUGCAUGUUACAGAAAUUUGACAAGUGGUCUGUUAGGAAUGUUACUAGGGGAAUAAAUUUUGUUGCUCAUGAGUUAGCCAGGAAUGCCACUCCUAUUAUCGGAGGAGUGUAUUGA
Messenger RNA from Juglans regia (Persian walnut), 1617 nucleotides. RefSeq lists its product as uncharacterized. Lineage: Eukaryota; Viridiplantae; Streptophyta; Magnoliopsida; Fagales; Juglandaceae. The transcript is spliced from 2 exons. The record is from RefSeq and is a predicted model, not a curated record. Gene Ontology annotation, biological process: DNA integration. Bases 1 to 1617 code for a protein of 538 amino acids. Gene Ontology annotation, molecular function: RNA-DNA hybrid ribonuclease activity; nucleic acid binding.